AUGUGUCCUACAUGCUCCAAAAAUCGCUCAAAAGUCCUCGAAAACGCGUUCCGAGCGUUUGCGGGCGCGCGGCGGCCGAUCGAAAGUGGCUUGCGGCGCGCUGCGGUGCGCGUCGCUUCGGCUGGUGUCGCGCGUGGCUCCAGGCAUCAAGAGGGCCUUCCUUGCUUUACUGGCGGGCUCGCUACUUCGUUGUCAGACUUCCGUUUUCCUGAACUUGAGCUCUUUGUAUCCGCGGUGGCAGUUAUGCGGCUUGUAGAGGUUCUACCGGCGGUGUCUCGCGGCCCGGGCACGCUCCGAAGGGCGGCAAUCUUUGCUCGGCAUGUGCGCACGUGCUGA
Molecule: messenger RNA, 336 nt
Organism: Microbotryum saponariae
Lineage: Eukaryota; Fungi; Basidiomycota; Microbotryomycetes; Microbotryales; Microbotryaceae
Source: the annotation of a GenBank genome assembly